UUUAGGAUAUAAUACACGGCUCCUCUUCCGGACACGUUAUUGUUGCAUCAGCAUCCAACCAUCAAACACUGUGGCAAUGUCGACCUCAGGAGAACCAGCCUUUGAGUAUGGCUUCUUGCUUCAGAUAAAUGAGGAGGCCGCGCUGGCAGUGGCCCUGAAUGACUACCUAACCUCACGCAGCUACCUGGCGGGGUUCACCCCCUCCCAGGCCGACGAGAAAGCCUUUAAGCUCCUCCGCAGACCCCCAGAUUCACAACAUGUCCAUGCUCUGCGCUGGUACAGACACAUAGCAGCCCUGCAGCAGGACCUCAACACAAACAGCAGCAUCAAAGGGAAGCGGGUGCAGCCUCCGUGGUCUCCCCCGGCAGGAACAGACGUCCCUCAGCUCAGACUCUACAACAGCCUGACCAGAGCCAAGGAGCUGUUUGUUCCUCAAAAAGGGAACAAAGUGACCUGGUACUGCUGCGGACCUACAGUGUAUGAUGCCUCACACAUGGGACAUGCCAGAUCCUACAUAUCUUUUGAUAUUCUGAGAAGGAUACUGAAGGACUACUUCAAAUAUGACGUCCUCUAUUGCAUGAACAUCACAGACAUAGAUGACAAAAUUAUCAAACGGGCUCGGCACAACUACCUUCUGGAACAGUACAAAGAGAAGAACCCACAACCGACCCAGAUCCUGGAGGAUGUCCUGACUACCAGAGGGCCCUUUAAGGACUAUUUGGCUUCGACCACAGACCCAGAUAAGAAGCAGAUGCUGGAGCGGCUGGAUGCUGCAGUUACUGCUGCAUUAGAGCCAUUACAGGCAGCAAUGAACAGCAAAGCAGCAGAUGACAUGGUGCAGCCUCUGGCCCAGACGUUACUGGAGAGCGCCAAGGACUUGCUGUCCGAAUGGUUGGACAAGCAGUUUGGAAGUCAAGUGACAGAGAACUCCAUCUUCUCUAUUCUCCCUAAAUACUGGGAGGGAGAGUACCACAAGGACAUGGAUGCACUGAAUGUUCUUCCUCCUGACGUUCUCACUCGGGUCAGUGAGUAUGUGCCUGAGAUUGUGGAAUUUGUGGAGAAGAUCAUCUCUAAUGGUUAUGGCUAUGAAUCAAAUGGAUCUGUGUACUUUGACACUGCGAGGUUUGACACCAGUCCACAUCACUCAUAUGCCAAACUGGUUCCUGAGGCAGUCGGAGAUCAGAAGGCUUUGCAAGAGGGAGAAGGGGAUCUGAGCAUCUCUGCUGACAGAUUGAGUGAGAAAAAGUCUCCAAAUGACUUUGCCCUGUGGAAAGCAUCAAAGCCAGGAGAACCGUCAUGGGACUCUCCAUGGGGGAAGGGAAGACCGGGCUGGCAUAUCGAGUGCUCAGCUAUGGCAGGCUCCAUUUUAGGGGAGUCGAUGGACAUUCAUGGUGGGGGUUUUGAUCUCCGAUUCCCUCAUCAUGACAAUGAGUUGGCUCAGUCCGAGGCUUUCUUUGAGAAUGAUUACUGGGUCCGUUACUUCCUACACACGGGUCACCUGACAAUUGCAGGCUGCAAAAUGUCCAAAUCUCUGAAGAACUUCAUCACCAUCAAGGACGCCUUGGCUAGAAACACAGCUCGUCAGCUCCGUCUGGCUUUCUUAAUGCAUUCCUGGAAAGACACACUGGACUACUCAUCCAACACCAUGGAAUCAGCCGUCCAGUACGAGAAGUUCAUGAAUGAGUUCUUCCUCAAUGUGAAAGACAUCCUGCGUGCUCCCACUGAUAUCACUGGUCGCUUCGAGAAGUGGGAGGCAGCAGAGGUGGAGCUAAACAACUGUUUUUACGAUAGGAAGGCGUCCAUUCAUGAGGCUCUGUGCGACAACAUGGACACUCGCGCUGUCAUGGAGGAGAUGAGAGUACUGGUGAGCCAGAGCAACACCUACAUCGCCAACAGGAAGAACGCCAAGCUGAGGCCCAACCGCAUGCUGUUGGAGAGCAUUGCCAUGUAUCUGACCAACAUGAUGAAGGUAUUUGGUGCCAUCGAAGGGUCAGAACCCAUCGGUUUUCCAGUUGGAGGACAAGAUCAGAACGUUGACCUGGAGAGCACAGUGAUGCCGUACCUCACAGUGCUGUCAGAUUUCAGAGAGGGUGUCCGAAAAAUUGCCAGAGAGCAAAAAGUGAUGGAGUUGCUGCAACUCUGUGAUGUGGUCCGUAAUGAUACCUUACCUGAACUGGGAGUCCGACUGGAAGAUCAUGAAGGUCAGCCUACUGUGGUGAAACUGGUGGACAGGGAUACGUUAAUGAGGGAGAGAGAGGAGAAGAAGAUGAUGGAAGAAGAGAAGAAAAAGAAGAAGGAAGAGGCUGCCAGAAAAAAACAGGAACAGGAGAUGGCUAAACUCGCAAAGAUGAAGAUCCCUCCAUGUGAAAUGUUCCGUGCAGAAACUGACAAAUAUUCCCAAUUUGAUGAAACGGGCUUCCCCACUCAUGAUGCUGAAGGGAAGGAGCUCAGUAAAGGACAAGCCAAGAAACUUCGCAAGCUCUACGAGGCUCAAGAGAAACUGCACAGCGAGUAUCUUCAGACAAACCAAAAUGGAAACUGAUUGUUUUUGCAAACUAUCCAUCCGCUUACAGAAAACCUGCAGAAUAAAUGUCAAAGCCAGAGAUCCUGGGUCAUCGUUUGUCUCCUGUUCAUCUGUUCACAUGCAAAAAACAGAGAAAAGUGUUUGAGACAGUCUUUAUAUAAUCAAAGGGACUGUGUUGUUUUUCCAGAGACAAUGGAGGAAAACCAUAGUCAAGAAGACCUCCAUGUUUCCACGGCAACUUUCAUAAAAAAUGAAGUGAGAUUUCUAUGGUGCAGACCGGUAAAGAGCAACUGCUGGUGAUUUUCUGACUUAAAUCCGUAGCACUGCCGAUAAACAGUUUAAACUUAACUGCAUUAUGUCUGAAUGAUUUUUUUUUUCUUUUGUAUCAAUUAAAACUGAAUUGUAAGCACUGUUUUACAGCCAUGACAUCAGCAUUUUUUCUUGAAAGUGUGCCACUUCAUAAUCUUUUUAACAUGAUUGAAAAUACUGUAUCAUGAGGUUA
Molecule: messenger RNA, 3026 nt
Organism: Sphaeramia orbicularis (orbiculate cardinalfish)
Lineage: Eukaryota; Metazoa; Chordata; Actinopteri; Kurtiformes; Apogonidae
Gene: cars1
Product: cysteinyl-tRNA synthetase 1
Exons: 23
Coding region: 77-2542 (821 amino acids)
Biological process (GO): cysteinyl-tRNA aminoacylation
Cellular component (GO): cytoplasm
Molecular function (GO): ATP binding; cysteine-tRNA ligase activity
Source: RefSeq, a predicted model, not a curated record